Molecule: messenger RNA, 3291 nt
Organism: Glarea lozoyensis ATCC 20868
Lineage: Eukaryota; Fungi; Ascomycota; Leotiomycetes; Helotiales; Helotiaceae
Exons: 1
Coding region: 1-3291 (1096 amino acids)
Biological process (GO): negative regulation of RNA catabolic process; regulatory ncRNA-mediated post-transcriptional gene silencing
Cellular component (GO): catalytic step 2 spliceosome
Source: RefSeq, a predicted model, not a curated record
AUGUCGGAACCUAGGACCAUUCCAAAAUUCGGAUCGUUUCGCCCUAACCCAACGCCUACCAAUUCUCUUUCGACAGACAGCAAGGUAAUUGGUCGACAGGAGCGAAAGCAUCGUUCAAAGGGUGAGGGAAAUUUUAAGAGUCAUGACACCAAGCGAGAGGACAAAACAGCUCGCCGUCACCGUCAUCAUCGAAGAAGUAGAUCUAAAAGUCAAGAGAGAAGCAAAGAAAGAAAUCGACAAACGCUUGAUUUGAGACCUGUGGAAGCCGAAGCAAUCAAAAAGUCUGAUGAAUCGGAAGCUUUUUUCAUAGACACCAAAGGUGAUGAAAAGAACCUGGUGUACGGAAGUAUUCACAGGUAUGAUGUUCCGGUAUUCCGUCGUACAGGUGGUGGCAAUGUGAUAGGCACUUCAAAUCGAUUAAAAAUCGAUAGAUAUCUUGGUGAUGGCAAGUAUAUUGUUCUCUCAGAUUGGAGGGAUUCCACAUUUGGUCCACGAGAAAGAUAUACAUUCUCCAAAAUUAAAGGUGUAAGGCCUAGACUGCUGAAGAUUCGGCCUGAGAGCAUCGGAGAACAUCAAGACGUUCUUAAUGAGGACUUCGUGGCGCUCGAUGAUUCUAAAAUCAAACGAAGCGGCGACCAGGAAAGCGAUGAUCAAGCAAGUGGCGCCGAAGAUGAAAUCAAUUAUAGGUCGAUACAUGGCAAGAAGAAAGUUGGUGAUCAGCCUGAGGAUGUCGCAUUUCAGUACGCCGGUGAAAGUGAUGAUGCCGAAAACCAAGGAUCUCAUGCAGUCGGCUCUAAUCAUGCACAUCGACAAAAGGAUUUGGAGCUGAAGCGCCGGGUGGAACAAUGCCCCGAUGAUAUUGACGCCUGGCUUGAGUUAAUCAAUCUCCAAGACAAUGCUCUUUACGGAAAGGAUGAGCGACAUCGGGCUACGAAUGCUGAGAUCAAAAGUACAGCAGAGAUAAAGAUCUACAUGUAUGAGAAAGCUCUAGGGCAGGCAAAGUCUAUGGCUGAUCGUGAGCGUCUUUUAGUCGGGUUCAUGUCAGAGGGGAGUAAGGUAUGGGAAAGCAAAUAUCAAAGUGAUCGCUGGGAAGAAAUAUCCCAAGCAAAUAUUGAUAGUCUCACGUUGUGGAAGAACUACUUGCUUUUUAAACAAAGUACAUUUUCAACAUUUCGGUACGAGGAGAUACGAGAUAUAUUCAUAAAGCGCAUUAAACUUCUUCGGAAUGAAAUUGGAAAUGCGAAUCCUGGUUCCGAAAUGUCACUUUGGCAGCAGCUCAUCUACGUCCUACUACGAGCUACCAUCUUCAUUCGGGAGUCUGGGUUCUCCGAAUUGUCAGUGGCGAUCUGGCAAGGUUUAAUCGAGUUAAACUUCUGUGGGCCGAAAAGUCCAGAAGAACCAGUGGACCGUAUUAAAACAUUUGGCGAGUUUUGGGAAACAGAACUUCCUCGUGUUGGCGAGGAAAACGCACUUGGCUGGAAUCAUUUUGUUCAACAGUCGGGUGAUAUCGAUGCGCCCGGAAGCAUCAUCGACGCUACGACGAAUGAGCUGGACGGCAACGGCUUGUUUAGGAGCUGGAGUGCAGCAGAACGGCGAAGACAUAACGCUUCAAGUCUCCCCGCCAGAACUCUCGAUGAUGUUGCCGAGGACGAUCCUUAUAGGGUUAUUUUAUUUUCUGACGUUGAAGAUUUCAUGGCUGCUUUACAACCAGGCUGUGAGGAGAUGUUGAGAUCUUCUUUGUUCGAUGCAUUUCUAAUAUUCUGCCGCAUGCCGGCUAUGGCUAGCCAAGGAGAAGAGAGCCGAUCAGAAUUAAGUAAGGACACUCUUGGUCACGAGUUUCUGGAGAGUGAUCCCACGUACAUCUCUCAACGCUGUCUAAAUAAGCCCAAGAUGGACGAAAAUGCGGCUGCAAAAACCGAGUCACCCUUAACGACUCCUGUAUCCAACUAUUACAUGUCCUCUGAUACCUUAUUCUCAACUGGAUUGUGGUUUAGCAAGAUGCUGAGUUGGCAAGAAAGAUAUUCUCCGGUUUAUCAACCACUCUCGUAUGUUUGGGUUCGUAAUACGCUCAAGCAAAUCAACAACUUUUAUUCAAAUGAGGAUCUCGCUGAAUAUUACAUGGCAUUCGAAUGGAAAAACGAACCAGCCACGAUCAAGAAAGUCUGUAAAGGACUUUUGAAGCAACAUCCUACAAGUCUUCGGCUGUACAACGCAUACGCCAUGAUCGAAGCAGCAAGAGGGAACAGAGACGUUUCCAACAGUGUGUUCUCGGCUGCUAUAAGCAUGAGCAAAUCUGUUCCUGAAAAGCAGAGCCGCGAUACCAUACUGCUCUGGAAGAGCUGGGUUUGGAGUUUCCUGGAAAGUUCAGAUAACUCUGGGGGUUUACAACGCAUCCUUACCAUACCAGAUGGCGUACUCUCAGAUUCCCUCACCAGUACUCCCGCCACGCUGCUCAGAACAAAACAGUACCUAAGGUCCAACCGAGACUAUCUUCUCUCCUCAGGAAACUUCUACCACGCCGCCCUACACACAGAACUCCUAGCACUCUUAGAAUACCUAACCACAACCUCACCCCAAGAAACCCAAUCCAGCACCCAAGGCAACAUAACAAGCGCCCUCACAAUCUACACCACCUUAUCCACAACCCUCACAAUCCACCCUACCGCCCACGAACUCCUCCUCCAAUCCUCCGCUCGCCUCCUCCACCACCACGCUCGCACCGGCCCCUUCCGCCCCGCCCUCCUCCGGCAACACCUAACAACCUACCUCACCCUCUUCCCAAGCAACACCAUCUUCCUUUCCCUCUACACCUGGAAUGAGUCGCGGCUGCGCAUCGAAAACCGCGUCCGUGCCAUCCUGCACUCCACAGUCCUGCUGCUCGAGCACGACGUCCUAACAUCCCGUAUCUUCGCCAUCACCUACGAGAUCCAACAUGGAACCAUCCACUCCGCGCGCUCAGCCUUUGAACACGCCGUUGCCUCGCCGGCGUGUCGAGCUUCUCCAGCGUUGUGGCGGUUGUAUUUGUUGUAUUGUCUGCAAACCCCGGAGUUUGUGGGAAUGGCGAAGGAUAUCUGGUAUAGAGCACUUAACGCGUGUCCCUGGGCCAAGGAAUUGUAUGUGUUGGGAUUGGAGAGGUUAGAAGGUAUAGUAGCGUUUGAGGAGUUGAGGCGGACAUGGAGGGUUAUGGGGGAGAAGGAGUUGAGGGUACAUGUUGAUCUUGAGGAGAGGUUUGAGGACAUGGUUGAGCUGGAGGAGGGGAGGAAGAUGGGGAGGUUAGGAUUCAGACAGUAA